Molecule: messenger RNA, 1953 nt
Organism: Hypoxylon trugodes
Lineage: Eukaryota; Fungi; Ascomycota; Sordariomycetes; Xylariales; Hypoxylaceae
Exons: 4
Coding region: 284-1537 (417 amino acids)
Source: RefSeq, a predicted model, not a curated record
CAAGGGAGGUUCCAAGUUUAUUACUUAUCAUAUAUGAGAUGCAGCCACUGUGCUACAAGCGCAAUACUCUUCCUAGAAGGCACCACCGAGUUGUCUUACAUAUUAAUAGGCACUGCUUCAUUAAUUCGCGCUACACAUUCUCUCUUAUUUUUAGCUUCGUCAUAUACUCUCAAUUGUCUAUAUUACUACGUAGGAACAUGCAGGCCUCGAAGUUGUGUAGGCUCGUCUGCCUUCACCCUCCUCAUUCGACUCGUCAUUUUUUCUUCUUUGGUUGCAAUUUAGGAUGGAGUUCACGAACAUAUCUCUGUUCCCACAUUCUCAGAACAUCCCCGGCAGGCAAGAUGCCAUCGACCACGCCGGCAGAAUCGACAAGGAACCUUAUGUGGUGGUACUGAGCAUCUUUUUUGGCACUGCUAUUCUUUGCGUCGUAGCACGUUUCGGUAUCCGCUUCUUUGGUCAUCGAAAAAUUGGCUGGGAUGACGGCUUCGUACUUCUCGCAGCUAUAGGCCUAGCUGCAGGUUUCGGCGUGUGCAUUAAAAUGCUGAAUGUCUUAUUCCUAGUCGAGGCUAUAAACAAGAAAGUUGUCGCGUUUCCUUUUCAGGAAGAAGUGCCACAGAUACUGGAAGUAACCAAGUGGUCUGCUAUUUUCGCGGUUACCAGUUGGACCUCAGUCUACCUAGUGAAGUUUGCGUUCAUGAACUUCUUCUAUGCCCUUAUUCAGGGGAUGCCUAGCCGGAUUACCAGGUUCUACUGGUCGACAGUUGGCAUUAGUAUUGUCUGUUGGAUAUACACAGUCUCGAGCUUUUUCAUCGUCUGUCCCCAUUUCGGUGCGGAUUCAUUCAAGUGCGGCGCAUAUCCCCACCAACACGUUAGAAGUCUCGUAAACAACAUCCUGGUUUCUGUUGUAGACAUCGGGUGCGAUAGUCUAAUCGUCACACUACCUAUAAUCGUCCUCAACCUGUCCAUGAUGUCCUUCGCGCGCAAGCUCUCUCUAGCCGCAAUCCUCUGCCUCUCAAUCGCUAUGAUCAUAUGCGCCCUCGCGCGAAUAAUCGGCACCAUUCUCGACACGGACGCAGACGGGAAUGGCUCAGCGCCGACGUGGGCGACAUUCUGGGCCGUCUUGGAAAACUGCGUGUCUGUGAUCAUGACGACUGUGAUCACGAUCCGCAGCGUGUUUAUCAAUCAACCCAUACAGCAGGAAAGACGACAACAGGAUAGUGCCUUACGGCGUUUCGUACGUCGCCGUUUACCCUGGCUGCGCAGUGGGAAGCAUGGCACCCCGCGAUCUGUAGAAUGCCAGCAGUUCGUCGACGCAGGUGCACCGAAGAUCGCCACGCUAGGGCUGACGCAAGCUACAAUGAGUGAUGUUAGGAGAUUCGUUAGCGGUAGUACCGAUGUCGAACGUGAAGACGUCACGCUGAAAACCGUAGAUACGGGUUAUACCCUUGAGCACAUGGAUUACCAUAGUAUUCAGAGGGAUGGAAUAAAACGGUCUGCCACAGCGACCAGUGAGAUGAAUUCUGAGGGGCCGAAUUGAAUGUUGAUUAAAUUGAGGUAGGGCUACAAGAUUUCUCGCUGGGUCGGGUAUGAGUCGCAUAGGCAUCAUUUUGGGUAUGAUGUACUCGUUUCAUGACUACGAUCUGGGCGUUUCUGUUAUGCUUGAGUUGAUGUGGUAGGAGAUUACGGUUUAUGGUUUAUACAGGGGCCUAACUUAUGAUCGUGGAGGCGUACUGCAUUAUGUCUUUGUAAUUACAGGGACAUAUAGCGCAUAUUCCACUAUAAAAUUAGUGGCCAGAUUGGAAGGUUUAUAAUGCAUUUGCUGCGUUUAUAGCACCACUACAGCGCCUUACAUCACAUAUCCCACCUAAAGCCUCCCAUAACUACAGAGCCUUAUAGCGCCUCGCUAAAGCCACGCUUACCUAAGGUUCUCAUCACAAUUUACAAUCAACAUUC